UUGAAGGGGGUUGGGGAGGAAAUUAUAAUGUGGGAAAGUGAAAGUUGAGUUAACUAACAACUAAAAUUUUCCUCAACAGUGUGUAUACGUGCAACGCGAAAAACAAUUGGUCAUUUGCGUGUGGUGUUUCCCUCCAAUUAAAAGGAGAACACAUUAGGUAGGGUGUAGGCCGAGUGGGACAAUUCAGCGUGGGUGGGGUGGGGAAAGGUAAGUAUGGGUUGGGCAAUAGCGUUACACGGUGGAGCAGGUGACAUACCAAAGGAUCUGCCGCCAGAGCUUCGUGAGCCGAGAGAAGCAUGUCUCCGCUAUUGCUUAAAGAUGGGCAUCGAUGCUCUCAAAGCACAAAAAUCCCCUUUGGACGUUGUUGAACUCGUGGUGCGGGAACUAGAAAACAACCCAUACUUCAAUGCUGGUAGAGGUUCUGUCCUAACCAGCAAUGGUAUAGUAGAGAUGGAAGCAUGUAUCAUGGAUGGGAUUACGAAAAACUGUGGAGCUGUUUCUGGCCUAACCACUGUUGUCAAUGCUAUAUCUCUGGCUAGGCUGGUCAUGGAAAAAACUCCACAUAUAUAUCUUGCAUUUGAGGGAGCGGAAGCAUUUGCUAGAGAGCAGGGGGUUGAAACCAUAGACUCAAGCCAUUUUGUUACGCCACGAAAUAUCGAAAGACUAAAGCAAGCAAAAGAAGCAAACAAAGUCCAGGUAGACUAUAAUACACGACCUAUACCUAAAGAUGACAAACCACCAGCUCCUAGUGGGGAUAGCCAGCUAGGGACGGUUGGAUGUGUAGCUGUUGACAGCUAUGGGCAUUUAGCUACUGCUACUUCUACUGGAGGACUAGUAAACAAGAUGGUUGGAAGGAUAGGAGAUACUCCCAUUAUUGGUGCAGGUACAUAUGCGAACAAACUAUGUGCAGUCUCUGCUACAGGCCAAGGUGAAGCUAUUAUCCGUGCAACUGUAGCAAGAGAUGUGGCUGCCCUAAUGGAGUAUAAAGGACUUUCUCUCAAGGAGGCAGCAGACUACGUUAUAGAGGAAUCUGCUCCAAGAGGAACCACUGGCCUGAUUGCUGUAUCUGCCACCGGGGAAGUUACCAUGCCAUUUAAUACAACCGGAAUGUUUAGAGCUUGUGCAACUGAAGAUGGUCACUCAGAAUUAGCAAUUUGGUAACUGUUCAUUAGAAUAGUUUAGUCCUUGUAUAAUUCUAGCUAUUGCAAAUCAUUUAGAAUUUGACAUGGGAAUUGUGUUUCAUUUGAUUUGGGUGUUGCUGUGCUGAGCUCAGUAGUCAUGACAGCUAUCCAAGGAUUCACCCUAUAAUAAAGUGACUUCAAAUGAAAUAUUUUUUUAAUUCCA
Messenger RNA from Capsicum annuum, 1344 nucleotides. Its product is annotated as isoaspartyl peptidase/L-asparaginase 1. Lineage: Eukaryota; Viridiplantae; Streptophyta; Magnoliopsida; Solanales; Solanaceae. Gene Ontology annotation, molecular function: hydrolase activity. The transcript is spliced from 4 exons. Bases 214 to 1161 code for a protein of 315 amino acids. The record is from RefSeq and is a predicted model, not a curated record.